Molecule: messenger RNA, 874 nt
Organism: Arachis stenosperma
Lineage: Eukaryota; Viridiplantae; Streptophyta; Magnoliopsida; Fabales; Fabaceae
Product: 50S ribosomal protein L24, chloroplastic
Exons: 4
Coding region: 64-642 (192 amino acids)
Biological process (GO): translation
Cellular component (GO): ribosome; mitochondrion
Molecular function (GO): RNA binding; structural constituent of ribosome
Source: RefSeq, a predicted model, not a curated record
CUCUCACACUGCAUUAUCCAUUAACGUUAUCAGAAGAAGAAGAAGAAGAGGGUAACAGUAACAAUGGCAGCAUCAGCAGCUAUGGCUGCUCUUCAGAGCUCCAUGACGUCACUCUCACUGUCCUCCAACUCCUUCCUCGGACAGCGUCUCUCUCCUCCUUCGCCCCUUCUGAGUAAGUCGGCAGAGAAUCCAUGUCUUAUUGUAAUGAAGCUUAAGCGAUGGGAGCGAAAGAAAUGUAAACCAAACAGUCUUCCCAUCUUGCACAAGAUGCAUGUUAAAGUCGGAGAUACAGUGAAGAUCAUAUCUGGACAUGAAAAGGGAAAAGUAGGGGAGAUUGUCAGGCUCUUCAAGCAUAACAGCACUGUCAUAGUGAAAGACAUAAAUUUGAAAACGAAGCACAUGAAGAGUAGAGAGGAAGGGGAACCAGGGCAAAUUAUUAAGAUUGAAGGGCCUAUCCACAGCUCAAAUGUGAUGCUGUACUCCAAAGACCAGAAUGUUGCGAGCCGCGUCGGUCAUAAAGUCCUUGACAAUGGUAAAAGAGUCAGGUACCUUGUAAAAACUGGAGAGAUAAUUGAUAGUGCAGACAAUUGGAAGAAACUGAAAGAGGAAGACAAGAAAACUGAAGAGGUUGCAACCACCUAGUUUUGUUGGUUGAAUUCUUCAAGCCCUCACCAUGGAUGUAACAAUAGGUGUACCUUUUUUCUUUCUCACUUUUCCCUUUUCAUCAUUUGAUGUAUAUUUUUACAUAAAACCUGAGUAAUUAAUUUUGCUCUAUAUUGUUGGUUUGACUUUGGUUAAGAGAAGAAUUCUUUCAUGUCUCCCACCCAGAUCCAUUAUGUGCAUCACGUUCAAGAAGAGAACAUUUUCUUUUGGA